UGCUGACCCGCCAUCUUGGCGUCUGCGGCCGCUUUUCUUCUCGCCUCUCUGCCUUCUGGAUUGCGCCUGGUCUCUGUCGCCGUGUGACUCGCCGGUGCCCGGACGCCCACCGCGAGGGGGCCGCUCACCCGGAGUCCCGAGAUGGGGCUGGUGUCAUUUGAGGACGUAGCUGUGGACUUCACCUGGCAGGAGUGGCAGGAGCUGGAUGCUACUCAGAGGACCCUCUACAGGGACGUGAUGCUGGAGACCUACAGCAGUCUGGUGUCCUUGGGGCACUGUGUUACUAAACCUGAGCUGAUCUUCAGGUUGGAGCAUGGAUUUGGGCCGUGGAGUAUAGGAGAGGCUUCACUCUGGAAUCUCCCAGGUGUUCUUGAAGUGUAUGCUCCAGAUAAAACUUGCCUGGGAAAUCCAGAGAGUCACAUCUGGCCGUUGGGAAGUGUCAGCGGGAAUCUGUCAAACAAAGAGAUGCUUGAAGCAGAAAUGAAGGUUCAACUGGCACUCCAUCAAGGUACAAAACCCUAUGAAUGUAAACCAUGUAUGAAAAUGGUUACUCUGACAUCGCAGCAGCCGGGCAAGCAGCAGGAGUAUUGUUCAAGUGUGAAACCCUACGAAUGGAAGGAAUGUCAGAGAGCUUUUCAUUCUAAGUCAGCGCUCUCUGACCAUCAGAGAACUCGUACAAGAUUGAAGAUCUAUCAGUGUACAGAAUGCAGGAAAGCUUUCCCCUCCAAGUCAGAACUCGCUGUGCAUCAUAGAAUUCAUACCGGGGAGAAACCCCAUGAAUGUGAAGAGUGUGGGAAAGCUUUCUAUCGUAAGUCAACCCUUACAGUACAUCAGAAAACUCACAGGGGUGAGAAGCCAUACGAAUGUAAGGAAUGUUGGAAAGCUUUCUAUUAUAAGUCAACCCUCACCGAACAUCAGCGAAUUCAUACAGGUGAGAAGCCUUAUGUGUGUAAAGAAUGUGGCAAAGCUUUCUUCUACAAGUCAAACUUAACUCGCCACCAUAGAACUCACACAGGUGAGAAGCCUUAUGAGUGUGAAGAGUGCAGGAAAGGGUUCUCCUCCAAGUCAGAGCUCACUUCCCAUCAUAGAACUCACACUGGGGAGAAGCCCUAUCAGUGUGAAGAAUGUGGCAAAGCUUUUUACUGCAAGUCAACCCUGCGUGUACAUCAAAAAAUACAUACAGGUGAAAAGCCCUAUGAGUGUAAGGAGUGUCUGAAAUCUUUCUAUUAUAAGUCAACCUUGACCGAACAUCAGAGAACUCAUACAGGUGAGAAGCCCUAUGAAUGUAAAGAAUGUGGUAAAGCUUUCUUCUAUAAGUCACAGUUAACUCGCCACCAUAGAAUUCACACAGGUGAGAAGCCUUAUGAGUGUGAAGAGUGCAGGAAAGCUUUCUCCUCCAAGUCAGAGCUCACUGCUCAUCAUAGAACUCACACUGGCGAGAAGCCCUAUGAGUGUAAAGAAUGUGGCAAAUGUUUCUGUCGUAAGUCCCACUUAACCCUCCAUCAUAGAAUCCAUACAGGUGAGAAGCCCUAUGAGUGUAAAGACUGCAGAAAAGCUUUUUUCUGCAAAUCAGGACUUGCCCGACAUUUGGGCACUCAUACACAUGAUACUAAUACAAAGAGUAGAGAAAAGCAUUUUCCUGCAACUCACAGCCCAGUCAACAUCAGAAAUGUCAUGCAAGUGAGGAACCCUGUGGCUAUAAAGAAUGAAGAAAAACUCUCCACUAUAAAUCAGUCUUCACUCCAUACCAUGGACUUCUUAGAGCUGAGAAGUCCUAUAGAUAUACAUAAUGCAGGAAAACUUGAUUUCAUAACUCAUACAUCGUUCAAUAUGAGUGAACUCAGAUGAGACACACUAAUAAUGUAGAAGAGGAAAGAAAGCUCGCAGUCAGCCAGGAUCACUUGACAUUAAAGAGUACCUGUAGAAUGAUGACACGUGAAAACUGCCAUGAGGGAGACCUUUUUCAACAUCAGAAAACCCAUAUUGUGAGACAUUUGUAUCUGGAAAGAGCACAGGAAAGCUCUACUAUAGUUAUUUCAGAGUAAGUAACUCAUACAUGUGAAGAAGCUUAUGAAUUUAAAAGCCAAAAGGUUUUAAUGGUAAGUCAAGUCUCAGUUGACAUGAGUAUAUCUGCAUUGAAGAACCCUGAGAAUGCUUAAAAUCAAAAACAUGUCCUAGUGUAGAAUACUGUAUAUGUGCUAACCUUAGGAAACAAACAUUUAAGGGACCUAGGAAAAGAACAUAGGAAAAUGUUAAUAAGUCAGAUCACAUUCCGCAUCAGAAAAGUCAUAGACUUUGUGCAAAUAACAAAUUUGUCGUGUAUACUGCUACUUGCUUAUGGUCCAUGCUCACUGAGACAUAGAUAUCCAAGACUAGAAACAUCAGAUCCUCUCCCGCUCUGGUUGGGCCUAGAGUGUUGUAAGGGCAUUUGUACCUGGUAGGAGGCACUGGCAUCUUGUAGAACUGCUAAAGUCGUUGGUGAUCUGUGUUCUCUGAUUCUCAUCUGGCAAGAGAAAAGAUGGCGAAUCUUCUGAUAAGGUCGGUUUAAUCUGACAGUCACUGACAUAGGAGUCAAGAAAUAGUGCUUAUUUCCUGAUCAUCCUCAAAGAAGGGAUAAUUAAGAGUAGUGAUAUUAUAUCAGCUUAGGAGCACAGGAGAGACAGGUACAUGAGGAUUGUACCACACUUUGCAGAUACAGAAGGGAGUCUAGACCCAGGCCUAAUAUAACAAAUCAAGUGAGUGUUAGAGCCAGGAUCAAAUAUCCUAUCUGAGCUCAGUGAUGAGUGCUCCUGCACCAUUUUACUUGGUGAGCUUUAUACCCUGCUGUUAGUGGCCGAAGGGAGAACAGUCUUCACUUCCAUUUUCUGACUCUGGCAGAAGAGAAUCUUAAUAAUGUUAUCAUGAGUGACUGUUCUCUCAGCCAGGGAACUGCCAUUUCGGGGAAUUCAGCUGUGCCCCUUUCAAAAGCUCAUCCCAGCUGAGCCUGUUGAUGGUUUACACCCUCUUCUCCCCUUCCCAGUGUCCAACUGCUCCCUACAACUGGAAGCUCUGCAGACUGCCUGGGGAAAAGAUUUAGAGUGAGUAUGUGUAUGGAUGUGUGUGUGUGUUGAUGCAUACAUAUUUAUAUGUGUGUGUACGUGGAUGCCAGGGAAGACUAGGGAAGGGGCCACAUCCUCCAUCUGUGCUGUUUUGGAAAAGCCACAUUCCUAUUGGGUAAGGAUUUCCAGAUGCAGCCCACUGCGGGUAGAGUACCCACACCCUUGUAAGUAACCCUCAAGCUCUGUAAGAAGCCAAAUAAACUCACUGGUUUAUUUGUGA
Molecule: messenger RNA, 3318 nt
Organism: Psammomys obesus (fat sand rat)
Lineage: Eukaryota; Metazoa; Chordata; Mammalia; Rodentia; Muridae
Product: zinc finger protein OZF-like
Exons: 5
Coding region: 142-1848 (568 amino acids)
Biological process (GO): regulation of DNA-templated transcription
Source: RefSeq, a predicted model, not a curated record